Messenger RNA from Ruditapes philippinarum (Manila clam), 4927 nucleotides. RefSeq lists its product as uncharacterized. Gene Ontology annotation, cellular component: membrane. Lineage: Eukaryota; Metazoa; Mollusca; Bivalvia; Venerida; Veneridae. The record is from RefSeq and is a predicted model, not a curated record. The transcript has 3 exons. Bases 84 to 683 code for a protein of 199 amino acids.
CGUCAACCGUAAAUAUUUGGAGCGGAAGUGAGUUUAAUAGAAGUUGUGAUUAACGAGUUUUAAGUUGACUUUUUCUGUUAUUUAUGACAAUGGCUUCUUGUGCAGCUAUUACAGCAAUAAUAUGUGUUUUGAUAACUACUGUUGCUACAAUAGUAGCGUUUUCAACUCCAAAUUGGAUGGAAUUUGAUGGAAAAUCAGGUGAUAUGCUCUGCCAGUGUUCGGACUGUGACUGUGGACUCUGGCUGCACUGUACGGGAGGCUUCUCGUCAACAGGCUCGCUAGAUAACUGUAGAUGGUUCUUUGCAGAUGAUUUUCUUGUUGAAAGAACUCUUCCAGUAUGGUUUAAGGCAGUACAAGGUUUGAUGGCAUGUGCUCUGGCUAGCACAAUGAUCGCACUUAUAGUCGGUCUCUUCUCGUUAUGUUGUGAGUGUAAGGGAUGUAACCCUAACAUGGCAGCAGCUUUUUUCGCGAAUCUAACAUUUAUCCUGCUGGCAGUGUCUGUUUGUGUGUUUGGUGCCAAAGCCCAUAUGGAGCACAAAGCCACAGUUAUUCAAAAUCAAGGGGAAAAUUUGCCUACAUUUGGAUGGAGUUUUUGGGUGGCGGUUGGAGGGGCUAUAAUGGCCCUUGUAUCUUCAUUGCUUUACUUCUGUGUAGGAAGAAAGGAGGAUUAUCUUACGUAUUAAUUGUUAGACAGUAGUAGCUGUACACAAUAUUAGAGUAGAUGCAGUGCAUUGAUCAGCAAGAACAUUAACACUCAGACUAUCUGAUUCAGGAUAAUUUGGAACAUAAAAGGUCAGGUUACCUCAUUCAGGAUUAUUUUGGAUCAUGAAUGGUCAGACUACCUAAUUCAGGAAUAUUUUGAACUAAAAUGGUCAUACUGUCUGAUUGUUUCGGGAACAGUAAGUCAGACUACCUAAUUAUGGAUUGAUUUGGAACAUGAAUGGUCAGACUACCUAAUUAUGGAUUGAUUUUGGAAUGAUAAUAGUCAGACUACCUAAUUCAGGAUUAUUCUUUAAUUUUAGAGAUUUUACUAGUGGUGGAACUGGUUGGAUGAGUUUGUGUUUUGUAUGGGUUUUACACAACAUACAUAGGCUACCUGUUUGUAUGAGAUACUAUUAGUAAUGAAAUAAGGAAAAUUGUAUUUAAUUAAGUGACUGAUUAUUGUUUGCUGGUUCAUUUUUCAUUGAGGUCCUUUCAGCCAUUCAACCUGAUAAUAAAAUAAUAUUUGAGUUAAUGUACAUGUUUAUAAAGGGAUAUGCAAUACCUAAUGCAUAAUUUUUCAACCACCAGGUUAAAGUAAUGUGUUCAUGUUUCUACUAAGUGCUAGCUAUUUUCCCUCAUAAAGCAAUUGUAUCUGAUUCAAAGAAGAGCAAAUUUACAAUAAGAUUACCACAUGGACUUUAAUUAUCUAAUGACCUCAAAAUUGACCAUGGCAUCAAAAUUGAUAAAAGCAAGUUUUUUUUUGUUUUUAUUUGAAAGGACCUGUUUUGCAAUUUAUAACUAUUUUUAUAUUCAAUUUAAUGUGAUUUGUCUCAUAAUUGUUAUCCUAUUUAUAGAUCAAAAUCUAUUUAUAGAUUAAAGACCUAUUUAUAGAUUAAAGGCCUAUUUAUAGAUCAAAAGUCAGUUGAUACAUGUAUUUUAAAUAUUUUUAUUAUGUUAAAAGACCACCUUAGAUUAUAACCAGCACCAUUAUUUGUAGUGGUAUGCUUCAUAGAUGAAUACAGGUUGUAGAAGUAUAUAAACAGGUAUAAUGUUUCCUAAAACUAUAUAUUUUAUAAAUGCUUGCUUUCUGCUUAGUUUUUUAAAGGAAAGAAGUGAUUGGUUAAACAGCUUCAUUAAAAUGUUAGUCAAAUUUUGUUGUUACCUCAAAACCUAGACCUUGAAACUUUCAUGUGAUUAAAAAAAAUAGUACAUGUAUUACAUUAUACACUGUAAAGUAAUUAUUUUCCCUUUACUUAAUUUUUUUUGUAGAAUAUAAGUGACAAUAAUGUUGUGUUGUAUUUGAGAACAAUUAUGAUGAAAUGAUAUGAUGAAAUGUUGUUGAUCUUUUUGAAUAAUUGAAAAAAAUCAGGGCUUUGAUAUCAUUGUAAUUAUUUUUAGAGCAAGAAAUGUUCAAAGUUUGUAUUUUUUUUACUUUUCUAUUUAUAAUUGAUUGUGUACAGAUGUAUGUAUAUAUUUUUUACCAUCAUGGUUGUAUUUAAAGCACAUUUUCUUGUCAUGAUAUUUUCAGGUCAGUUUCUUUUCUGUUUCUGCUAGUUGUUAUCUUAACCUUUUAUCUGCAGAGUUCUGUAGCAGGUUUUUUCCUGCUUUAAAAUUGCUAUGGUGUUCAAUGUCUAAAAAACAACAUUUCAGCUACUGACAGUAUAGAGCCUGGUCAGACUGCAUAUAUGUGCUGACUGGCCGGGCCCGAUACUGGUGGCAAAGGCUGUUCAAUUGCAGUUAAGGGUUGAGGGACAUGAAUCUUUUAAUUGAUAGAUUGAGACAACCUUGAAUUAUUAUGUGUUUUUUUUAAUAAUUGUACAAAUGAAAGCAUUUUUAAGUGAUAAAUUUUUUAUGGUCUUUUGAUUUUUUAAGCAAUGUAAAAAAAAAUUUAUUGCUGUCAAAUUGAGUUAACUAUUAUAAUGGUGACUGACUAAUACUUGAUAAUGGAAAAAUAUUAAGGAUAAAGUACAAAAAACUAUCUUAUUUAUUAAAGGCUACCCUUCUCUUUAAAAAUUUAAUGUUACUGAUACAUUUCAAACAGUAUAUAUAGGAUAUGGUAUUUAUAGAAAUAUCCAUUGGUCAAGUGGAUUUUUUUAUUAUUUUUGCAUAGUAAAAUAUGAAAUUGAAUGAAUGUUAAGUUAUUUUAACAUUUACCUAUUUACUUACCAUUUACACUUGGAUUUGCAUAAUGUAACAUUACUAUAACUAUGGCAAGACUGUUGUUAUAUACAUGUAAUGCCAAGCUACAGAUCUGAAAUGAUGAAUUAAUAGAGAUAAUGAUAAAGAAAUAUAAAUUCAGUUCUUGAUAUGAUACAGUCCAUUUCUCUUUUCAUGGAAUAAUCUUUCAACAUUUAAUGAAAGUAAUCUCAUUCUAUAUUAGCAGCAAAAUAAUAUGUCAAAAAUAGACUUUUGGUAAUUUGUUUUAGUGCUAAAUAUUUUUCAUUUUAUGAAGGAUUUUUCUAUAUAUGCCAUAUAAGUGUAGGCCAUGAUUUGAGGUUGUGAAAGAAAUGCGUAAAAUGUUGAUUUUUUUCUUUUCCCUUUUUUUACUCACCUGCUGUGCAAUACACUCAAGCUUUGAGGUGUUCCCUCCAUCCAUGACGUGUAAACAUUCAGCAGACUUCAUCACUUCCUGUAUCUAAUAAUAAUUAGACAAGCAGCUAGUGAACAUGAUUAUUUCUUGCUACUGGUCGCACAGAUGCUUGUUUCAUGUUUUUUUUCACUUAGAGACUGUGAGUGGUGAAAUUUGCUGAUUUUGCAUGAACAUAGAUGGAUGGAUGUCGUGUACUAAUUCAUAUGCCAGUGUAUAUAUACAUACAUACAUACAUAUUAUAUAUAAUCAUUUCAUGUAUUUAUUAGAUGUAUUCUAUAUUUGCUUAUAUAUGGUAAGAUUUUUCUGGCUUUCCACUAAACGCAAAAAAAAAAAAAAAAAAAAAAAAAAGUAUAGCUUUAUAUUGUAAAGAAUAAAGAGAUUUUGUAUAAACACUGACCUUAAAACGUCCUUAAAAGUUUAUUAAUUUUUUUGUACCAUACAUGUAAGAUAUCCGCAAUAAGGAACCAUGCCCAAAUUAUUGGUACCAGGAAUACUUAUUGGCAACUGAUUAGCUAUAAGUAUAACUUUGAACUUUGUUGAUUUUUUUUUCUUGAACUUCAAUUCUCUCAUCUAUUGCAAGAUCUUAAAAGAAUUCAUGUGGCGUUUUAGUUGCAUUUACUGAUCAAUUUUGUUCCAGAUUAUAAUAUAGAAAAAAAUGAGGAAAACAUGUUAAUUUUCUUUGUAUAAAACAAAAUUGAUUUGAUUUUAUAUCAUUUUGGAAAACAGAAUAAUCUUGUUAUUAUAUUAGGUCAUAUAGAUUGUGUGGCAAUUAUCAGUAUUGCAUGUGUGUACAUUAUUUGAUGUUAAUUACCAUUUUAAGUUGUGAAUAAAAACAUUUUUUAUUGUAUUUUUUAUUCAUAAUCAACAAGAAAACACUUUUGAUGUUUUAAAUACUGAUUACUAAUAUACUCAUACUUGAUGUUUUUAAAUGUACAUUUUUUUUUGAUAAUUAAUUUAAUUUUAGAAAUUCAUUGUUUUGUUAAUGUGAAUGAGCUGUUUGUAACAUGAGAUUUACAUUGGAAGGUUGCACUUUUUAGGUUGUAAGAUGUCAGUGACCUGUAAACACUAAGGUUACAGUAAAGAUCUUCAGGUGAUUGUUUUAACAAAAAGCAGUAUGUCAAAAAUGUCAGGACAUUUUCACAUAACUGUCCAAUUAAAUUAUUUUUAACGCAAGAUUUUCUUAUGCUUUUCAGUAGUGUGUAAUUCAAAAAGUAUUUUUACAAGACUUAAGAUUUUUUUUUUCAUCCUGAACAUACCUACACCUUACUCUUUAUUCUAAAUAAAGUCUGAUUUAUCUCAGUUUUAUUGCUUGUUUACAGGGUAAUUAAUUUUAGAUUGAAGGUUGUUACGUGAAAGAAUGCAGGACAUGUUUUUUGAUGUUUAUUUGUCAUUUUCACAUAAAAGAAAUAUAUAUUUCAAAAAGAGUCCAUCCAUAUAGGGAAAUGGUGCUAUGCAUAUUUAACCAGCAUUUAAUCAUUAUUCAUAUCCUUUUAUUCACUACAAUGAGAUUUUAGCUUAAGGCUUGAUAUACAUAUAUAUCCCUCAUCUAUACCAUAAAUCUGUAUAAUGACUAAAUACAUUGCUUUUAUACACAGUAGUUUAUUCGCAUAAUUUUGAAUUCCAAGGUUAUAAUUU